Messenger RNA from Clonostachys rhizophaga, 1590 nucleotides. The record is from the annotation of a GenBank genome assembly. NCBI's taxonomy places the organism in Eukaryota, Fungi, Ascomycota, Sordariomycetes, Hypocreales, Bionectriaceae.
AUGACGGAGGGUCGCACUCUCAAGAUGACUAAGUCCCAUGUGGUUGGGCAUGCCAUGGCUGAGGCUUUGCCAGAGAGCAAGAAGUCAUGGAUUUUCGAGCCCCAUUUGCGGGGAUUGAACUUCCGUCUUCUUGUCAUCCUUAUGUCGGCCUCCACUCUGGGCUUCGACGCAACCAUGAUGAACGGUUUGCAAGCACUGAAGACCUGGAGGACCUUCUUUGACGAGCCGUCUCCCGCGCUCCUCGGCACCAUCAACGCCAUGUUUCCCCUCGGAAAGAUCCUGGGAGCGCUCCCAUCCGGAUGGGUUGCUGACAAGUUCGGCCGAAAAUACACACUCGCCUUCGGUAUACUCAUUCUCAUUUUCGGCGCUGGACUGCAGGGGGGUGCCCCGAAUCUGGCCACCUUCAUCGCGGCCCGCUUCGUCCUCGGCUUCGGAAGUGAGUUUGGGAGUGUUCCAGCUCCGGUGCUGAUCACCGAGCUGGCCUAUCCAACGCACCGUGGCAAGGUAAGCAGCUUGUAUCAGACGGUAUUCUAUGUUGGUGCCAUCGGGGCCAGCUGGUCAACCUUUGGUUCCUUCCAACUCCAGUCGUCGACUUGGAGCUGGAGAAUCCCCUCCUUGUUGCAAGGACUCUUUCCUAUCAUCCAACUCUUCACCAUCUGGUUUGUCCCCGAGUCGCCUCGCUGGCUCGUCGGCAAAGGAAGAGUCGACGAGGCUCGCGCGAUUGUGUGUCGAUGGCAUGCCGGGGGCGAUGAUACAGCCCCCCUUAUCGACUAUGAGAUGAACGAGAUGGUCAGCCACCUGCAAGCCGAGGCCGAAAUCGCCGACAUGGGAUGGCGGUCGUUGUGGAAGACGAAGGCCGAUCGCAAGCGAACCGCUGUCGCCUGCUUCGUGCCAAUUCUCGCGCAGUGGACGGGUACUGGCCUGGUGACAUACUAUCUCUCGCUCGUGCUCAAUACUGUCGGCGUUACCGAUCCUUUCUACCAGACCCUGAUCAAUGGCAUCCUCCAAAUCUUCAACUUCAUCGCCGCUAUCGGAGGAGCACUGAUGGUUGACCGAGUUGGCCGUCGACCGCUCUUGUUGUUCUCAUGUAUCGGCAUGCUUUGGUCCUUCAUUGUCCUCACAGCUUGUUCAGGGGCAUUUAACAGCACGCGGGUGCCGUCUCUUGGUGUUACGGUUGUCGUCUUUAUCUUUGUGUACUACUUCCACUACGAUGUGGCAAUCACCCCGUUGACAUUCGCUUAUCCCGUCGAGAUCGUACCUUUCCACACGAGACAGAAGACCAUUGCCGCCAAUUACCUCGUCAACGCGCUGCUUUUGAUGUUCAAUUCCUUCGUCAACCCAAUUGCUCUAACUGCCAUUGGAUGGCGAUACUACAUUGUCUACAUCGUCACCAUCGCCAUCAGUACUGUUGUGGUCUUCCUGUUCUUCCCUGAAACCCGUGGUCAUUCACUCGAGUCUAUCGCAGAUCUCUUUGAUGGCCCUGCGCUCGUUUAUAAACAGAAGAAGCACAACGAGACCCUGGACCAGGACAACGACAAUAUAGAAGUUGGCUCAAAUAAAGAGGCUGUGGAGAUGGUUGAAAAAGCUUGA